UUGGAGGGCCGGGCUUCUCCCGCCAGCGCCAGUCCCACCGCGGCGCACGCGCAGUAGCUACGUUUCGCCUCACCCCCCCCCCGGAGCGCCGGGGUAUAAAAGCGGCCAUCAGCUGAUGCUCCCGCAUUGCAGGCGGCGGAACCUCUGACGAGAGACGCUCACAAUGAGACGCUUCGCCCUCCUCGUCUUCCUCUGCUCACUGGCAGCGGUUGCUUUGACAACUCCCUUGCUUUUGAAGAAAGACUGUGCAAAAGGGCCAGAGGUGUGGUGCCAGAAUUUGCGAACUGCAUCUGAUUGCAAAGCAGUUAAACAUUGUCAGCAAAAUGUGUGGAACAAGCCUACUGUGGAGAGUAUUCCCUGUGACUUGUGUAAAGAAAUUAUAAAAGUGGUUGGGAAAUUCUUAAAGAGCAAUGAUACAAUGGAAGAAAUAGAUGAAUAUUUCAACAAAAUUUGUGAAUUUCUUCCUGAAUCAGACCUGGUAGAGCAGUGCAAGGACAUAGUGGAGGCUUAUUUGCCAAACAUUUUGGAUAUGGUCAAAUCAGAACUCGAGAAUCCUGAAGUUGUAUGCAGUGCACUCACACUAUGUCAGUCUCUUCAGAAGCACCUGGCAGAAGUAAAAGUACAAAAUCAGCUUCAGUCCAACAAAAUUCCAGAACUAGAUUUCUCUGAACUGGCAUCUCCUUUCAUGGCUAAUGUGCCACUUCUUCUUUAUCCUCAGGAUAAACCUAAGAAAGAAACUAAGGGAAAUGGAAAUGUGUGCAAUGACUGUGUUCAGCUGGUAACAGAUCUUCAAGACACUGUGAGGAACAAUUCAUCUUUUGUUAGUUCUUUAAUUGAACAUGCCAAGGAAGAGUGUGAACGUUUGGGUCCUGCCCUGUCUGAAGUGUGCAAAGGCUACAUUUCUGAGUAUUCCUCCCUGGCUAUUCAGAUGAUCAUGCACAUGCAACCACAGGAUAUUUGUAACACGAUAGGAUUAUGUUCUUCCCUGAAAUCUGUACCCCUCCAAGCUCUGGUGCCUGCUAAAGUUAUCUCUCCAGCAAAGAUAGAGCCACUUGAGCCAGUUGAGCCAGUUGAGACCAACCCAACUCAAAAGGAAGCAUUCUCUCUUUGUGAAGUAUGUACUAUCAUAGUAGAAGAAGUGAGCAGCCUUCUGGAAAGCAAUAAGACGGAGGAGGAGAUGAUACAAGGAAUGGAGAAAGUCUGUUUAGUGCUACCUGAAAAAACCAGAGAGGAGUGCAAGGACUUUGUGGAAGUUUAUGGGAAAUCUAUUCUUGACAUGUUGUUGGAAGCUACCAGUCCUAAAAUGGUGUGUGUGAUGCUGAGAUGCUGCAAAAACAACAUUUUACCAGCUGAAAUUGCUCCAGUGCAAUCAGAAUUGGGAGGUGUCUGUGAUGUGUGCAAGAUGAUCGUUGCUUAUGCAGACAAGGAACUAGCAAAGAAUGCUACCACUGCUGAGAUAGAAAUGUUUCUCGAACGAGUCUGCCACUACUUACCCGAGUCUGUUAGUGACCAGUGUGUUCAGUUUGUGCAGCAGUAUGAGGCAACAGUUGUGCAGCUUCUCGCAGAAAUGAUGGAUCCUACUUUUGUGUGCACUAAACUUGGAGUUUGCACAUCAUCCACUAAACCUCUUUUGGGAUCAGAAUUCUGUGUCCGAGGACCGGGGUAUUGGUGUAAGAACAUGGAAACUGCAACUCAGUGUAAUGCUGUUGAACACUGCAAGCGCCACGUGUGGAACUAGAAGAUGCAUCAUCUUUGGCCAGCUCUUUUUUCAUUCUUGGAAGAAAAUGGAAGCCAAGGGUUAGGCUAGUAAAAGCUAAAUCUUAGUGUCUUGAUCUUCUCCCUCUCCAUUUCAAGUACCUUUUUACGAAUCGCGUAGUAGCAGUGCUACUAUCCUGGAAGGAUCCAUUGUUUUGACUUACUGAUAUUUCUAACUCCAGUUGUAGACCUUUGCGAUACAUGAAAACAUACUGCCAAUUGGCCAUUUGGCCAAUUUGGUUCAGUGUUUCUGAGAAGGAGUAAUAAUAAGCGUGUGUGUAUGUAAGUAAACUAAGGGCAGUGCUGGUGUGUCUUGAUUUUUUUUUUUAAAAAAAAACAUUCUUGCUGAUAAUUAAACCGAAAACAUGGGACUGCAGUGCUCUCUAUUAAAAUAGCUGUUUAUACCCUUUUGUGAACAGUUAUUUUGCAGACAAAUCUUCCAAAUAAAUUCUUAGCUGCUGGCUUAAAAUUGCCAUAGACAGAGCAAAUCCCAUUCUUUCCAAAGGGAUGACUUAGGUAUGCCCACAAUUAUGUCAUAAUUAAGGUCCCAACUGCAGAAGAGGUCCCCAAACCAGGUUGUGGCCCACUACCAGGUGGGCGCUCUCGCAUGUGCACUAAGCUGAUGUCCAUCGCUUUCAAAGCCGGAAAGAUUGGGGACCGUUGCUCUUGAGUGUUACAUCUACUUGCAUGAGUAGGCAUUUUCUUGGAUUUAUACUAGGGAUAAAUCAGAAUGUCUACGAGCAAAAUGUUAACUGGCAGUCAUGACUGACUUGUGUGUGAAGAAAGCUGUGGUUCGCUGGAGUGGGGAGCAAGCACACAGACUCAAAAACAGUACCACUUGUUGAACCAUAUAUAAAUAAACUAUGAAGCCCUUAAACCCCUUGACUUCUGACUUUGUUUAAAACACAGAUUUGUAGAAUGAAGUUCCUAAAAUAAUCAACCUCGGCAUUAUUGUUAAAGUUAGGAAUAUAAUUUUUUUUUAAUUUUAUAUAUCUUGGGUGCACUUUUGAGGGCAUUGACUUGAAUUCUUCAGACUGAUAUGUGUUUUUUGUUGUUUUUUGUCUGCUGCUGGCUCCAAAUUCUUGCUGCUUUGAAAUAAACAUAUAAUGAAAAGCAACAGCAAAUUAAUAUAGAUGUUUGUUGUGUGGCAUUGUAGUUAACAUCUCCUUUAUAAGAGAUUAUUUGUUGUUGGAAAAUAUAAUACACUCCCUGUAAAAGAAAAGUGGCAUUCUGUGAGGUAAAACACAUUUCUGUAUAUAAUCCAGUUUCUUGCUGAUAGGAAACGAUUUCAUAUUUUUUGGACAAAUUCUUACAACUUAAUGUAAAUAUAUGCAGAGUAAUAUCUUACCUUCAGAAAUGAGCUGGGAAGAUAAGCAGCUGCUUUAACAAACUGCUCUAUUCUAUUUUUUUUUCUUUUUGCACUGAAGCUUCUGUAAUUCAAUAAAGUUGUAACUACA
This is a messenger RNA of Ahaetulla prasina, 3212 nucleotides long. Its product is annotated as prosaposin-like. Gene Ontology annotation, biological process: sphingolipid metabolic process. The transcript is spliced from 14 exons. Gene Ontology annotation, cellular component: lysosome. The record is from RefSeq and is a predicted model, not a curated record. The coding region runs from base 164 to 1738 and encodes 524 amino acids. Lineage: Eukaryota; Metazoa; Chordata; Lepidosauria; Squamata; Colubridae.